Molecule: messenger RNA, 3675 nt
Organism: Myodes glareolus (Bank vole)
Lineage: Eukaryota; Metazoa; Chordata; Mammalia; Rodentia; Cricetidae
Source: RefSeq, a predicted model, not a curated record
GAGUGGCUGUGGGCGCUUGGCAGCGGCACGGGGAAAGCGGAGCCGGGCAGGAGGUGACCGUCCUGGGUCCUCACAGUUGGCAGCGGACGGCGUUGCCCCGGGGAAACAAGUUUUCUUCUCGUGCUACUCAGUACAUUUGUCAUCAACUUCAUGUGGCUUUUGAGCACUUGAAAUGGGGAGAGUGACUUCUGUUGCUGUUUUCCAGCAAUUCGCUCUCAAUCUAAUUCCAGGAUUUGAGUUGGUCAAAAUGAGCAAUCGUAAAACCAAGAGUAACAACGUAAUACUUGCAGAAUGUCUUUCAGAGGUACAAAGAAUCUUACGUGAAAGAUUUUGUCAUCAGAGCCCACAUAGUAACCUAUUUGGAGUCCAAGCACAAUACAAGCAUUUAAUUGAGCUACUCAAAAGAACUGCUAUCAAUGGAGAAAGUAACUCUGUACUCAUUGUUGGACCACGAGGAUCAGGAAAGACCAUGUUAAUAAAUCAUGCUUUGAAAGAACUCAUGGAAAUACAAGGAAUGCGUGAGAAUGUGUUACAAGUUCACCUAAAUGGACUGCUGCAGAUAAAUGAAAAAAUUGCUCUGAAGGAGAUCACAAGGCAAUUAAAUCUAGAAAAUGUAGUUGGAGAUAAAGUUUUUGGAAGCUUUGCUGAAAACCUUUCAUUUCUUCUGGAAGCUUUAAAAAAAGGUGACAGGGCUAGCAGUUGCCCAGUGAUCUUCAUCCUGGAUGAAUUUGAUCUUUUUGCUCAUCAGAAAAACCAGACACUCCUUUAUAAUCUUUUUGACAUUUCUCAAUCUGCACAGACGCCAGUAGCAGUUAUUGGUCUUACAUGUAGAUUGGAUAUUUUGGAACUCUUGGAGAAAAGAGUGAAGUCGCGGUUUUCUCACCGGCAGAUACAUUUAAUGAAUUCAUUUGGUUUUCCACAGUAUGUGAAAAUAUUUAAAGAACAGUUAUCUCUGCCUGCAGAAUUUCCAGAUAAAGUUUUUGCUGAGAGGUGGAAUGAGAAUACUCAGUGUCUCUCAGAAGACUCAACUGUGCGUGAAGUUUUACAGAAACAUUUCAAUGUCGACAAAAACUUACGGUCAUUACAUAUGCUGUUGAUGCUUGCUUUAAAUCGAGUAACAGUAUCACGCCCAUUUAUGACUUCAGCAGAUCUGAUGGAGGCACAGCAUUUGUGUAACUUGGACUCUAAAGCAAGUAUUGUACAUGGUCUGUCAGUCUUGGAAAUCUGUCUUAUAAUAGCAAUGAAACAUUUAAAUGACAUAUAUGAAGAGGAGCCCUUUAAUUUUCAAAUGGUCUAUAAUGAGUUUCAGAAAUUUAUUCAAAGAAAGGCCCAUUCUGUUUAUAACUUUGAGAAACCUGUAGUCAUGAAGGCGUUUGAGCAUUUACAACAAUUGGAAUUAAUAAAACCCAUGGAAAGAACUUCAGUCAAUUCACAGAGAGAAUACCAGCUAGUGAAACUACUUUUGGAUAAUACUCAAAUUAUGAAUGCUCUACAGAAGUACUCCAACUGCCCUACAGAUGUCAGGCAGUGGGCAACAUCCUCACUAAGCUGGCUGUGAAUAUUUUAUGUAUAUUUCUGUAUAAAACUAAAAGCUACUACUGUCCUUUAAGAGAUAUAUUAUUACAUCCCUUUGUUUAUAAAUAUUGCUUAUGAGAAACUUGAACUUAACUAUCUUGCCUAUUUGUUGAAUCAUGACAGCACAUUCACAAAAUCCCAUUGAUUUAAAUUGCACUACAUUAGUAGUAGUCAAUAUAUUCAAAAGAAUAAAAUUUUAGGGAUAGUCCACAUGAUGGUGUGACGCUUUUGUAGAAUGUAUGUGGUCUUUUGGAAAAGGUGGUUUCAACUAAGUACUCAGUUUACCAAAUGUAACCCUAAGCAGUCAGGAGACAACAAAAAACAGAAAUUACAUGAUUAUUUCAGCUACAGUAGGAACUUUUACUGGGAUUGGAUUUGGUUUUGCUGUAUACAUUGGAAUUUUGGGUCUUAACCAAAUUUCAGUAGAUUGGCCCACUUGGGCUGAAGAAAGUUUGUGGAAGGGGUUGAAAAAUCUGAGCAUUUUCUUCUGAGUAUCUUACUAUAAUCUCAUGUAGGGAUGUUUUUAAGUGUACAUUCUGGGUCUACUUUUGUUCAGAAGGAAUCAGAAUUUGUUAUCUAACAUGUACCUUAAAGGAUUCCUGGGAAACUGCUUUUACAAAUGGGAAGUGUUAGCAGUGUGCUUCAAAAAGGAAUUUCCUGAGAACAUACAAUGUCAGUCAAAGGUCUGUAUCAUAAAUUCAGACCUAAAAGUAACAGGUUGAAGUUUAAAAAUGGAACUUUAAUCAUUCAAUGGCUUCAUUUGUUCAAGAAUAUUUGAUUGCAUAUUUGGUCAUAGUGAGGUUUUAUAAAAUACAUAACUCAUCUGUGUGCAAUUUAUAAAGUAUUUAACUGCAGAACUGAAUAGUGUUUACAGACUAGAAAACUAGCACACUGGCGGUAUGUCUAGGAUCACAGCACGGGAAUGUCUGGUGUGACUAAAGCCCAUGUUAUUAAAAACUGAAGCUCAACCCAGCAGUGGUGCAUACCUUUAAUCCCAGCACUUGUGAGGCAAAGGCAGGCAGAUCUCUUGAGUUUGAGGCCAAACUGGUCUACAAGAGCUAGUUUCAGGACAAGCUCCAAAAGCUACAGAAAAACCAGCUCAACUGCACAGACACUUUCAAGAAUUAAUUUGGCUGAUUUCUGUGCAUUAAAGUACCACCUCCUAGUUAAACCCAUAUUCUUCAGACACCGCCUUUCCUACAGUAAAACAUGGUAACUGUCUGUCUUAAGACUUUUUUCCCCUGCCAUAUCUUAUUAAGUCUAAGGCUUGCAUAGUGGUUUGAUAACAUACAUAGUCCACACAUUUUCAGCGGUGAAAAAAAUAUUUAACAUGGUAAUAUUAGCUAUAUUACCUGAAUAAAAGCAAAAUUUUUCCUUUAAAAAACUAGUAGUAGCAGGACAAGGUGUCUGUAGUCCCACCAUGUAGGAGAUUUGUUAAAAGAGAAUCAAGCAUUUGUGACCAGCCUAGACUACAUUGUGAGAGCCUGUCUAAAAACAAAAGUCCCUCUUUAAAGACCCUAAUAAAAUGACAUGAGAAUUUCAAAACUUACUUAGAUGCUGCUUAAAAGCUUAGUUUUCUGCUUUCCUGACUGGGUAACAACUAGAGAAGCUCUGGUUUGAACAAUGUAUUCAACUUUAAACAGGCAAGAUGAAUUUUUAUUUUUAAUAAAAUUUUUAAUUAUGAUAAAAAUGAAGUAACUAUGAAGGUCAUAAAAGUAUAGGCAUAUAUUGCAAGUUUUUUAGCCAAUUUCACUUCAUAUAUAGUUUAAAUUACAUUAUUAAAUCUAAUAAAAAUAACAAUGUAUGGCACGGAAGUGUAUAUCUGUAAUGUACAACUCCACAGCUUCAGAAGUGGAGCCUACACAACAGUUCCAAAGCACCCUGAGGAAUGGUAACAGAAAGUAUGACUUGAAGAUUCUCUGCCAUGAAGAAAAAUACUGAAAAUCAAGAUUCUCCUGGGCCAAGAGAUGGAAGAACUACCAAAAAGGACUUAGACUUCUUCCAUGUGGCCUACAGAAACUUGGAUCUUGUUUAAAAGGCAUUUCUGAUUUAUAUGCAGACACGUGUCUCUGAGAAAUUAAAAUCUGUCGUUUAAACUUC